ACAGUUGUUCGCUUGAUAAGUUUUGGCGCGCUGGUGGUUGUGUUGACGUUUGAAAAUUUGUUACCCAUAGUUGUAUCUUCAGUACCUUUAAUGGACCAAUAAGUAAUCGGAAACUUCACCGGCUGAGGAAGGAGUUGACAGGGCUGCCAAGAUGUACAUCAAGUCAAUAGUCAUUGAUGGAUUCAAGAGUUAUGGACAGCGGACAGAAAUCAAUGGUUUUGACCCUCUCUUCAAUGCCAUCACAGGCCUCAAUGGGUCUGGCAAGUCUAAUAUUCUGGACUCCAUCUGCUUUCUCCUCGGUAUUACUAAUCUCAGCCAGGUGCGUGCCACAAACCUGCAAGAGUUGGUGUACAAGAAUGGACAGGCAGGUAUCACCAAGGCAACUGUCUCCAUCACCUUUGACAACACAGACAAGAAGCAGAGUCCAAUUGGUUAUGACCACUACUCAGAGGUCACCAUCACACGGCAGGUUGUUAUUGGUGGGCGCAACAAAUACAUGAUCAAUGGCAGCACAGUACAGAACAGCCGUGUGCAGGAUUUCUUCCGCUCCGUGCAGCUCAAUGUCAACAAUCCACAUUUUCUCAUCAUGCAGGGACGCAUCACGAAGGUGCUCAGCAUGAAGCCCCCUGAGAUCCUGGCCAUGAUAGAGGAGGCAGCUGGCACCCGUAUGUAUGAGGCCAAGAAACAGCAGGCAGAGAGGACCAUUGAGAAGAAGGAUGCAAAACUGCUGGAGAUGAAUACUAUCUUGGCUGAAGAGAUCAAUCCAACACUUAGCAAACUAAAGGAAGAGAGGUCAAUGUACUUGGAGUAUCAAAAGGUACAGAGGGAGCUGGAACACCUAUCCAAGUUGUAUAUUGCCUACAAGUUUGUUACAGCACAGGAGACAAGUGAGAAGGUGCAGGGAGGCCUGGAUGAGGUGAAGCAUGAGAUGGAAGAGCUACAGCAGAAGAUGAGUGAUGGUGCAGUGGAGAUCAAGAAGCUUGAGAAUGAGAUCAUUGUUUUGCAAGAACAGCGAGAUAAAGAUACCGGGGAGCAGCUGCAGAACCUAGAGAAGAUCCUGAAGGAGAAGGAGAAGGAGCAUGUUAUGAAGUGUGCCUCCCUGAAGAACAUGAAGGAGACACUCAAGGCUGAGGAAAAGAAGAAGAAGCAGCUGGAAAAGUCCCUUGCUGAUGACAAGAAGGUGAUGGAGAAACAGAAAGCUGAAGGUGAUAAGCUUCAGGGCAAAUUUGAUGCCAUGCGUGCCCAAGAUCAGGCAGACGGUGAGGCACUAGCAGCAGCUGAACGCCGGCUGCAGGCAAUCAGCUCUGGCAUGUACUCUUCUGGCGAUGGGGAAGAUGCCACACUACAGGAACAACUUAUCAAGACCAAAGCAAAUAUCACUGAGGCCAAGACUGCCACCAAGCAAGCUGAAAUGAAGCUGAAGCACAGCCGGGAAGAGCUGAAGCGGAAGCAGCAGGAGAUGCGGUCCACAGCGGCACAGUAUGAGAAGGACAAAUCUCUGCUGGAUCGCAUGGAGAAACAAGUAGCAAAUCUGCAGAGCCAGUUGGAACACCUGGACUAUGAUGACAGCCGGGUGGAGGAGCUGGAGGGGCAACACCGCAGCCUCAACCAUGCUAUUGUGAACCUCCAAGAGAAGAUUGACAGACUUGAGUCAAGGUACCCUCAGCUGAGCUUCAAUUACAAGGACCCUGAGAGGAACUUUGACCGCUCUUCUGUCAAGGGCCUGGUAUGUAAGCUAUUGACCUUAAAGGACUCCUCCACUGCCACAGCCAUUGAGGUCAUUGCUGGAGGAAAGUUGUACAACGUCAUCACGGACACAGAGGUCACAGGCCAAAAGCUCCUGAAGAAUGGGAAACUGGCAAGACGAGUCACCAUUAUCCCUCUCAACCAGAUAGCUGGGAGGUCCAUUGACAAUCGUACUGUGCAGCAAGCUGAGGCUUUGGUAGGCAAGGAGAAUGCACAGACAGCCCUCUCCUUGGUGUGCUAUGACUCAGAGGUGCACAAAGCCAUGGAGUGGGUGUUUGGCAGUUCGUUUGUGUGCCGUGAUAUAGACUCGGCCACGAAGGUCGCCUUUGACAAGAAUAUCAUGCGCAAGGCAGUCACUCUAGAGGGAGAUGUUUUUGACCCUGCUGGAACACUGACAGGAGGUUCCAGGAAACAGGGAGGCUCCAUCCUGGCCCAGCUGGAUUCCAUGCGUGAGUUCCAGAAUGAACUAAACAUGAAAACCAAGCAGCUUGAUGAAGUGAAGCAGCAGUUGCACCACCUCCAGAGAAAUGCGGACAAAUAUGCAUCUGUGAAGCAGGAGUACACCUUGCGUAGCCACGAGCUGCAGUUGUGUCGGCAGCGCAUUGAGCAGAGCACCCACUACCAGCACCAGGAGGAGAUCAAGGCCCUGGAGGAAAUCAUGACUGAGUGUGUGGCAACCCUUGAGAGGUGCAAGCAGGUGGACGUGGAGGGAGAGGCCAAAGUGAAGGAGAUUGAGAACAAGAUCAAGAAUGCCAAGACUGUUAAAGAACAAGAGAUGAAAGCUGCCAAGGCAGAGCUCGAAAAAUGCAAGAAAGUGGCAGCCGAGACCAGGAGUAAGUGGAAUCUUAUGAAGCAGGAUGAAGAGAGCCUCAAGCUGGAGUUACAUGAGUUAGAACAAAGCAUAGAGGCAACACAGAGCCAGAUUGCCACCUGCAUUGAGGUGAUCCAACAAUACGAGGAGCAGGAAAAGAGUCUGGCAGAACAGGUGACUCUCAGCAAGGGUGAGGUGGAGGCAUCUCAGACAGCAGUGAAAGAAGCAAAAGAGAGAGUGAAUGCACAGAACAAGGAGAUCAAACACAUGGCAGCACGUAAAGAGGAACUCAGCAAGAUGAGGGAUGAGGCCCAACUUGCCAUCCAGCAGCUGGAACAUAAACUGUCAAAACUGAAGUCUGAGGCCAAGGAUGCAGAAAACCAUGUAAAACAGCUGCUCAGUGCUCACGAGUGGAUUGCUGAGGACCGCAAGUUCUUUGGCAAGCCAAACACUGGGUACGAUUUCAGCGCCAAUGAUCCCGUGGAGGCCGGACGCAGGAUAACCCGCCUGGAGGAGGCCAAGACAAAGUUGUCCAAGAAUGUUAACAUGAGAGCCAUGAACAUGCUAGGAAAGGCUGAGGAACAGUACAAUGACCUGAUGAGGAAGAAGCGCAUAGUGGAGAAUGACAAGGCUAAGAUUGAGAAGGUUAUUCUUGAACUGGAUGAGAAGAAGAAAGCAGCUUUGAGACAAGCAUGGGGACAGGUGAACAAGGACUUUGGCUCCAUCUUCAGUACACUCUUACCUGGUGCACAGGCCAAGCUGCAGCCACCCGAAGGACAGGAUGUGCUUGAUGGACUUGAGUUCAAGGUAGCAUUUGGGGAUGUGUGGAAGGAGAGCCUGACAGAGCUGAGUGGUGGACAGAGGUCACUUGUGGCACUCUCCCUUAUUCUGGCACUGCUCCUCUUCAAGCCAGCACCGAUAUAUAUCCUGGAUGAGGUGGAUGCAGCACUUGAUCUCUCCCACACACAGAACAUUGGCAACAUGCUCAGGAUGCAUUUCAGACACUCACAAUUCAUCAUUGUGUCUCUUAAGGAUGGAAUGUUCAACAAUGCCAACGUGCUCUUCAAGACAAAGUUCGUAGAUGGCAUGUCCACCGUGACCCGCCACACCCAGCAUGCCCAGCGGAAAAAGUGAAUUACACACUUGUAGUGCGUAGAGUAGACCAGUACCUUUCUUGCAUUAGAAAAAAUAAUAAUAAUAAUAAUAAUAAAAAUAAGAUGAGGUAAUAAAUGGCAAAACAUGGCAGGAAGAACAGAUCCAUAUGCAUAAUUGAUUUAUACAACCUGUACAAUUUAGAUUUUAUAUUUCUUACAAAAUGAAUGCCAUUGAAGCAUUAUUUUUCUUCUUACUCCAUUUCCUGUCUCAUGUUGAUUAUACAGUAAUUAGUUUCAUUAUAUAAAGAUGGUGUGUCAUUCUCUACUAUUCCUAUCUCUUGUACAGAUUUCCUUUACCCAUCGUAUCUUACUAUGAUGAGGGCAAGUUAUCUCAUCAUUUUUUUUUUUUUUUCCCAUCAUAUGGGGGUUGGAUGACUUAUUAUCUGUUCUUUGAUUAUCAUCCAUCUCAUUUCUUCAUGCAUAUCCUUCCAGAUCUUUCCUUUUCUCAUUGGGAAGAAGUAAAUGGCUCUAAAAAGUAUAAGUAAUGUUUUUCAGGUAUAUUUGCAUUUGUUAUUCAUUAAAUUUAAUGGUGUUUAGUAUUUAGACUACUUUGAAGAGGUGAAUUGACUUGUUAAAAAUUUUUUUUUUUUUAUCUGAGACAGGAUAAGCAUAAAAAUGUUACAAAUUAGAAUAAAGAGUAUUUUCUUCA
This is a messenger RNA of Scylla paramamosain (green mud crab), 4360 nucleotides long. RefSeq names its product structural maintenance of chromosomes protein 2-like (gene SMC2). Gene Ontology annotation, molecular function: protein binding; ATP hydrolysis activity; ATP binding. Bases 152 to 3691 code for a protein of 1179 amino acids. Gene Ontology annotation, biological process: chromosome organization. The transcript has 24 exons. Gene Ontology annotation, cellular component: chromosome. Lineage: Eukaryota; Metazoa; Arthropoda; Malacostraca; Decapoda; Portunidae. The record is from RefSeq and is a predicted model, not a curated record.